CCCCCCCCCCCCUCGCGGCUUGAAGAGUUUCGUCCCCACGAGCGCAGCGGCCUUGCCCGUCCCCAUUCCACCCCCAAUUCGCCCCCCGGAAAGGACGCUCGGGGGAAAGAAAGGGAGCCUGCUAGACCAUUUUCGUUCGUGUCUACCGCGUUGUUGACGCUCCCAUGUGCUGUGGCGGAUGCAGAAGUCGAAAUGGCUUGGAGUGGUGUUGGCUUGUUGAUCGUUGGCGGCAUGAGGGCUCAUGGGAUUGGCAGGAUGGGUUGCAGGUGCUUUUUUGAUAUGCCUGCAGCGUCACCGCGUUUGCAACGCUGCCGGCUCUAUUCUACUUCUUCAUUACCUGCUGAGCCCCUUUGGAUUUAGCAUCUCGCAUAAUCCUGUCCUACCUUCUUUUCCCCUUCUCCUUCUCCUUCUUUUAUUUUAUUUUGUUUUGUUUUAUAUUUUUUGGGGGACUCUUUGCCUCUUCUGUCUCAGCUCUCCUCUUCUAGAAGUGGCGUGGUAUCUACAGCCUUUGGUUUUUUUUUCUUCUUUUUUCUUUGCUUUCUUUUCUCUCUUUUCUCUCUUCCUUUACUCUUCUAUUUCCGUCUUCCAUCUUCACAUCUUCUGUAUAUCUAUUCGUAAUCCGAGGUCUUUUCUUUCUCCAGGUUAUCCCUCCGCAUGCUUCUACCCCGGGUCUGGGAUGCUGGCCGUCUCGAAUAAUACCACACUCGAAUCCCCUUGGUUGAAGGGGCCUUCGAUUUUUCUUCCACUUUUUUUCUUUCUUGGCCUUGAGUUGUGGCCACCGGGUCGGACCUAGUGUCAAGAUAUACCAAGGAAAUCAACUACUGCUGAGAUUUAUUUGACACGGGGUUCAAGACGGUGUUUCGUCCCGAUCCGACGUAUGAAGGAUGGGACGUUUAUCCAGGUGAGAUUGAGAUCCCCGCCAGUCGCAAAGACAACUCAACCGCGAACCUCCGAACCUCAUGUGUGCUGA
Messenger RNA from Sodiomyces alkalinus F11, 970 nucleotides. RefSeq lists its product as hypothetical. Lineage: Eukaryota; Fungi; Ascomycota; Sordariomycetes; Glomerellales; Plectosphaerellaceae. The transcript has a single exon. The coding region runs from base 242 to 793 and encodes 183 amino acids. The record is from RefSeq and is a predicted model, not a curated record.